This is a messenger RNA of Emiliania huxleyi CCMP1516, 1047 nucleotides long. RefSeq lists its product as hypothetical. Gene Ontology annotation, molecular function: DNA binding; DNA-binding transcription factor activity. Gene Ontology annotation, biological process: regulation of DNA-templated transcription. Lineage: Eukaryota; Haptophyta; Isochrysidales; Noelaerhabdaceae. The transcript is spliced from 2 exons. The record is from RefSeq and is a predicted model, not a curated record. The annotation marks the transcript as partial.
AUGGUCUACUUGGGCACCUUUGCCACGGCGGUGGAGGCGGCGGUGGCGUACGCGCGGGCGGUAGGGGAGGCGGAGGCGGCAGGCGCGGGAGGGCCAGCGCGGGCAGCAGCUGCGGCGGGGGAUGCGGAGGCGGGGGAGGCGAUGGAGGCUGCGGAGGCCAGGGAGAUGGAGGCGAUGGAGGCAGAGGAGGCGGAGGAGGCAGCGGCGGCGGCGGCGGCGGAGGAGGAGGAGGGCGCAGAGGGGGCGCCGGAGGAGGAAGAGGCGGCGAAGGCCGCAGGCACGGCGGCCGUUUCCGCCGCCGCGCCGCUCGCGACAGAGGCGGAGGGGCUGAGGCUGCACCUCUCCAGCAGCAACGCCACCGGCUACAGAGGAGUGUGCGCGGACAGGAGCCGCUACCAGGCGAAGCACAGGGCGGGCGAAAGGAUGGUCUACUUGGGCACCUUUGCCACGGCGGUGGAGGCGGCGGAGGAGGAGGGCGCAGAGGGGGCGCCGGAGGAGGAAGAGGCGGCGGAGGCCGCAGGCACGGCGGCCGUUUCCGCCGCCGCGCCGCUCGCGACAGAGGCGGAGGGGCUGAGGCUGCACCUCUCCAGCAGCAACGCCACCGGCUACAGAGGAGUGUGCGCGGACAGGAGCCGCUACCAGGCGAAGCACAGGGCGGGCGAAAGGAUGGUCUACUUGGGCACCUUUGCCACGGCGGUGGAGGCGGCGGUGGCGUACGCGCGGGCGGUCGGGCAGGCGGAGGCGGCAGGCGCAGGAGGGCCAGCGCAAGCAGCAGCAGCGGCAGCGGGGGAGGCGGAGGCGGGGGAGACGGAAGAGGAAGAGGCUGCGGAGGCCAGGGAGAUGGAGGCGAUGGAGGCAGAGGAGGCGGAGGAGGCAGCGGCGGCGGCGGAGGAGGAGGAGGAGGAGGGCGCAGAGGGGGCGCCGGAGGAGGAAGAGGCGGCGGAGGCCGCAGGCACGGCGGCCGUUUCCGCCGCCGCGCCGCUCGUGACAGAGGCGGAGGGGCUGCAUCUGCACCUCUCCAGCAGCAACGCCACCGGCUACAGAGGA